Molecule: messenger RNA, 549 nt
Organism: Cooperia oncophora
Lineage: Eukaryota; Metazoa; Nematoda; Chromadorea; Rhabditida; Trichostrongylidae
Source: the annotation of a GenBank genome assembly
AUGCGGCAACUGCUGUUGUCCUCGAUACUGUGGGUGACCGGUUGGUCACUGGUAAAACCAAAUUUGUACAAAUGGCUCGAACAAAAUAGCUAUAUAUGUGACCUGUCACUUUCUGGGAAUGCUCCACGAUUUUUGACGCCAGAAGAAGAAAAGGUGUUCAAGUGCGAGUGUGGAGAUCCGCUUGUCAGUCGUAAAGCAUGCUCUCGAAAGGGUGAUGAAUUACCGGCUUGUACUGAAAUUCCCGAUCUAUGCAUGAGGGAGUACAUAAUUCUCUUCAAGGAGACACCCGAUCGACUUUCGCAACCGUUCACAACUAGGAUCGUCAGCACGUCGUCGACCACUAUGAUACCAACGACGGUUCUGGUGACCACCACGAUUCGUCCAGUGCCGUCGUUUAGACCGCUUCUACAACGGCAAAAUGCAUUCACCCGACGUCCUCCAAGCAGAUUCUUGUUGAGAAGCAGAGCGCCUGGCCGUGGUUCUGGAAGGAGGCCAUCUUCAAAGCAGAAUACCUUCACUUUACAGGUAAGCUUAUCAUCAGCUAAUUAG